AUGAAUAUCAAGUUGAAAGAAGAAACAAAACUGUUGUCGGUUGAAAAUGAAGAACUUGCAAAUGAAUGCUUGGUUCUUGCUCAAGGUAUGGAGGCAAAAGAAAAGCAAGUAAUGGUUUUGGAAGAGCGUAUCAAAAGCCUUGAAAGUGGGAGUCAAGAUCGGGAACUGAGCAAAAAAAAUGGCAUUAAUGAAGAAGAAUAUGUCAAGUUGAAAGAAGAGGCAAAGCUCUUGUUGGUUGAAAAUGAAGAACUUGCAAAUGAAUGCUUGAUUCUUGCUCAAGGUAUGGCGGCAAAAGAAAAAGAAGUCAUGGUUUUGGAAGAGCGUAUCAAAAGCUUUGAAAGUGGGAAACAAGAUCUGGAAGAAGGCGAAAGAGAAGACAUGAGUGAAAAAGAAACUGCUUCCGGAAGUGAAGAGGCGAAAAUGCAGAACAUUCAAGAAGGAAAGAAAGAGGAUUCUGAUGGCGAAUUUAUCGUUGUGGAUGAUGAAAAUGAAGAUGGUGUUGAUGUGAGUGAUGAAAAGCUUUCUUUUAAGGAACAUGACGAAAAUGGCAGAAUGCAACAACAGUCAGAGGAAUAUAUGGCAGUUGGAAAGAUAUUGCCAGGAAGAAUGACAAACAUUCAGCAAUAUUUUGAUGAGAUUGCAGAGCUUCAGUUGUUGAAAGGCUUUCUGUCCAAAAUUGGAAGCCAUUUCAAAAUUGAUAAUGGAAUUGCAUUGCAGAAAGUUCUCGAUCAUAUUGAAAUCAAAAUUGUGGAUCUCAUCGACGAAAAGAAGCAUCUUGAUGAAGAAACAAAGGAGUUAAGAAGCCUUGUCGAGUUUUUGGAAUUUGAACGCAAGUUCACUUUGGAAAAUUUCAAAGAAUCUGAAGAAAAGAAUGUAGAAUUGCAGAGCAAACUUCAACAAGCAGUCAAAAAGGAAAUUGAUGCACAAAGCCAGUUGGAAGCUUGGAGCAACUGCUGUGGUAAGCUGUAUAAGAUUAUCAAAAGCAACGAGGGAAAAGAAAAAUGUGAAUCAUCCAUGCAAAGAGGAAAUGCUAGGACAGCAGAACUGGCACGAAGAAAGAGAUUUCUCCAGAAAUAUAAAAUGAUCAAUGCUGAUCUGAAAGCAUAUAAGGCAAAAUCUGCUGGAAUUAGAAGAUGCAUGGAUGCACUGGCAGGGAAGAAUCUGGAAAUGGAAUUGAAGGCUGAUCUUCUUCAGGCAGACAAUGAACACAUCAUCAGAGAAAGAGACGAAUUUGAAAAGGCAUUCAAGGAAGAGAUGCAAGCCAAUAUUCGUAUGCAGCAUGAUUUGGAAGAAUAUAAAGAGCAGACAAAGAAGUUGAAUAUCUUCAGAUCAGCUUUGAAAGAGCACAGAAAAGAAAUCGAUGCCUUCAGACUAGAGCGUUGUUUUGCUUUGGAUGAGUUGAAUAUGGAGAGACAGCUUCAUGAAGAUUUUGAAAGAAAAUUCCAAAUGGCAUUGAUAGGAAAAGAACUGAUCCAGAGAAGGCUCCAACAAGAAUCAGAGAAAUGUAAAGAUGUUGAAAGAAAACUUAGUGAAGUUGAAACCGAGAAGACAAAACUUCAAGAGCAAUUCGAUAAAGAUUUGCGAACGGUUACAGGAGAUCUCGUUGUUCUAAGAGAGAAGAACAAUGAAACUGUCAAGGACCUCGAUGGUGAAAUGAAGAUUCGCUUGGUGUACGAAAGAAAAUUGGAAGAAUAUUUUGCUGAGAAGCAGAGACUGGAGAAGUGUCUUGAAGAUGAGGUUAAGAGAAAUCUGGAAGCUGAAAAUAUAAUAUCAGCUUUGCAUCAAAUUGUGGAGAAGAGGUCGGAGAAACCAAAACGAAAUCGGCUUAGCAGAUUUUUUAGGCGUGGAUCAGAUUAA
Molecule: messenger RNA, 1857 nt
Organism: Rhopilema esculentum
Lineage: Eukaryota; Metazoa; Cnidaria; Scyphozoa; Rhizostomeae; Rhizostomatidae
Source: RefSeq, a predicted model, not a curated record